This is a messenger RNA of Manihot esculenta (cassava), 1901 nucleotides long. Its product is annotated as serine carboxypeptidase-like 25. NCBI's taxonomy places the organism in Eukaryota, Viridiplantae, Streptophyta, Magnoliopsida, Malpighiales, Euphorbiaceae. The record is from RefSeq and is a predicted model, not a curated record. Gene Ontology annotation, cellular component: vacuole. Gene Ontology annotation, molecular function: serine-type carboxypeptidase activity. Bases 205 to 1623 code for a protein of 472 amino acids. The transcript has 8 exons. Gene Ontology annotation, biological process: proteolysis.
GCCCAAAUUGUUGCUGUGAUAUUGGGUGAUGGAUGAUGACAUUCAAAAGAUCAUGACCACUUCUGCUCUCCCCUAUUUAUUUCAACUUGAAUAGCACACUGCAUAUUUUCUUCUCAUCAAACACACACAUAACUAGGAAUUGUGGCUACCCUUUUCUUUCUCCAUUCUCCUUCUGUUAAUUAUUAGUGGCAGGUGGCAGGAGUCAUGGCUGAGAGAUGGAUCAUAGUUAAUCCCAUGGUCGUCGUCUUUGUGUGGUUGCUUGCUGUGUUUUCUAGUGCUAUUUGUCACCAAGUAAAAGCAGCAGCAGCAGAGGAAGAAGAAGCUGAUAGGAUAAGCUCACUUCCCGGCCAACCUAAAGUCUCCUUUCAGCAGUUCUCUGGUUAUGUUACUGUUGAAGAAGUUGCUGGUAGAGCUCUCUUUUACUGGCUCACUGAGGCUGCUCUUGAUCCCUUGUCUAAACCCUUGGUUAUUUGGCUCAAUGGAGGUCCUGGUUGCUCAUCUAUAGCUUAUGGGGCAUCAGAAGAAAUAGGCCCAUUUAGAAUAAACAAGACUGCCUCAGGUUUAUAUCUUAACAAGUUCUCCUGGAAUACAGUGGCCAACCUCUUGUUCCUGGAAACUCCUGCUGGUGUUGGCUUCUCUUACAGCAACCGCUCCUCGGAUUUGCAAGACACCGGUGAUAUUCGCACAGCAAAGGACUCUUUGGAAUUCCUGGUUCGAUGGAUGAAUCGAUUCCCACGUUAUAAACUUCGUCAAGUGUAUAUUACUGGAGAGAGUUAUGCAGGGCAUUACGUUCCUCAGCUGGCCAGAGAAAUCAUGAUGUACAAUAAAAAGUCUAAGCAUCCAAUAAAUCUCAAAGGGAUUAUGGUGGGGAAUGCAGUAACAGACAACUACUACGACAACCUUGGAACAGUGACUUACUGGUGGAGUCAUGCAAUGAUCUCCGACAAGACAUAUAAGCAACUCAUUAACACAUGCGAUUUUCGCAGGCAAAAAGAAUCAGAUGAAUGUGAAUCAUUAUACAGUUAUGCUAUGGAUCAAGAAUUUGGCAACAUUGAUCAGUAUAACAUCUAUGCACCCCCUUGUAACAACUCUGAUGGCAGCACUUCUACUCUUCAAAGUAUUCGAUUGCCUCACCGUCCUCAUAAGAUUUUCAGGCAGUUAUCUGGGUAUGAUCCUUGUACUGAAAAAUAUGCUGAGAUUUAUUACAAUAGGCCUGAUGUUCAGGCAGCACUCCAUGCCAAUAUAACAAAAAUUCCUUACAAGUGGACUGCCUGCAGUGAAUUUCUGAAUCGAAACUGGAAUGAUACAGAAGCUUCCAUUCUCCCAAUUUACAGAGAAAUGAUUGCUGAAGGCCUGAGGGUUUGGGUAUUCAGUGGUGAUGUAGACUCAGUCGUGCCAGUUACUGCCACAAGAUACUCCCUUGCACAGCUUAAAUUAGCUACAAAAAUUCCAUGGUAUCCAUGGUACGUUAAGAAGCAGGUGGGAGGGUGGACAGAAGUAUAUGAAGGGCUAACAUUUGCAACAGUGAGAGGAGCUGGUCAUGAAGUGCCUCUUUUCAAGCCCAGAGCUGCCCUUCAGCUAUUCAAAUCAUUCUUGAAAGGAGAUCCUCUUCCCAAGUCUUGAAAGAGAGAAGAGAAGAAUUGAAUUAAUAAUCUCCAAAUUUAUUAACUUUUUCUGUUAAUUGUUAUUAAUAUUGUUGCUGUAGACAAAAGGGAUGUCUCAUUCUUAACCAUUAAAAAGAAUUGGUACCAAGAAAGAGGGAAAGAGAAAAGGCUUAAUUGUGUAUGAAAGAAAGCAAAAUUCUACAAGGUUUUGCUUGUAAUUAUGCACAAGUCUAAAUAUUAAUUUCAAUGAUUUGGUGGGGAAUAAUUAAAAGCCAAAUCAUAAGCUCUUCAUGCCUA